AACAAUUGUAACUGACAAUUCGUCUGGCCACUGAGGCUGAGGGGUGGAAACCCCAAAAAGCCAAUCUAUGCUAGACCCACAAAUGUAUAAAAGUAAAAGAAUAAACAAAGGGGUGUCUUCUCUCCACCCUUUCAGCUGGAAGCUGGAUCAGAAGAACCUCUGCAGAAAUCUCUUGUCUUCGUGUGAUUUCUUUGUGUUUCACGGUGACAAGACUCCAGUGGAUUCAUACAGAUUUGGGCAAGUUUUGUUGAGGCAUUGUCGCUCAUCUGCGACCUCUUCCCUUCAAAAUGGCUUCUGGACUCCCAAAAACGACUCCAACACCUCGUCUUUUGCUCAGGGAAAGACUGAAAUCUAUUUCCCUGCUUCCCUCUAAGUUCAUGAGGGAGAAGCUUCUCAACACGAAGAAGGCCAGCACUGGGGGGAAUAUUCUGCCCAGAAUUGGCCCAUCUCUAGACAUGUGUGAACCUGGUCAAAAGCUGUCAUCAGUUGCCCCGAAACAGAGCUUGGUUCAGGCUUCCCCACCAGAGAUGGUGUUUCAGAACGUCGCCGCUCAUGAGGUCUCUGAGAUGGUAGUGUCUAUCAUUAACAAGGACAAGGGUUGUCGGGUGGUGAAUAUCUCCAUGAAGAGCUCACCUUAUUUCCAGCUGGACUGCCCCAAUGGUGUGUGCCAUAUCGUGCCAGCAGGCAUGUCCACCCAUGUGCGUGUCCGCUUCACUCCCGACAAGAACAAGGAUUAUUCCCAUGAGCUCGUCUGCAUGAGUCAAAGGGAAAGGAUAGUUGUGCCAAUUCGGGCCAUUGCUGCCCGAGCCAUCCUGGACUUCCCUGACCAGCUGGACUUCUCGGAGUGUCCGGUCAAGUGCAGCACCCAGAAGACUCUGCUGGUUCGCAACGUCGGUAACCGGGCAGCUCGUUACCAGCUGAGCACCCAGAGUCCUUUCUCCGUGGUUCCAGCCACAGGAAGUCUGGGCGUUGGUGGCACCAUGCAGGUGACAGUGGGAUUUCACCCGCUGACGGCUGGUGACCAUUCUGGAUCCCUGGUAGUGUGCUGCACAGGUGAAAAAAGUAUUCACACAAACCUUCAGGGAAAAGCUGAAGAUGUAAACAUUGAGUUGAGCACAAAUUUCGUGAAGGUUGAGAAGACUUUUGUCAACAUGUCAAACCACGCAACCAUGUUCAUCAAAAACAGCAGUAACAUCACAGCCCACUUCCAGUGGAAGGCUUUUCCUACUGAGGAACACGAGAAUGAAGAGAAGAGGAGGCAGUGUUCUUUGCUGCAGUCAUCGGCCAAGGUCUGGCGGGAAGCCUACAAAAAGGACAAGAAAAUGGAGAAGGAGAAGGGGUUUUGUGAAAAUCGCGCCUCCCUCCUGUUCAACAAGUACGAGCAGGACAAGGCAAAGGUGCAAGCAGACCCCAUGCUGUUCUCCAACGAUAUUUUUUUCAUUGAGCCAAUGGAGGGAGAGAUUGGGCCACAUUGUUUGGCCGAAAUCAAGGUGACCUUUAAACCCCUAGAAGCACGAGAGUAUCGAUGUGUGGCUUACUGCAACAUCUCAGGUACAGCUCCUUUCCCCUGCUUCUCUCACCCACAGUGAAGCCAUGGUGCAAGCCUGAGCCCACUGGGCUCCCAUGUAACU
Molecule: messenger RNA, 1631 nt
Organism: Hirundo rustica (Barn swallow)
Lineage: Eukaryota; Metazoa; Chordata; Aves; Passeriformes; Hirundinidae
Product: hydrocephalus-inducing protein-like
Exons: 10
Coding region: 288-1589 (433 amino acids)
Biological process (GO): cilium movement; axonemal central apparatus assembly
Cellular component (GO): axoneme
Source: RefSeq, a predicted model, not a curated record